Messenger RNA from Betta splendens (Siamese fighting fish), 7363 nucleotides. It is a transcript of the gene m1ap, whose product is annotated as meiosis 1 associated protein. Gene Ontology annotation, biological process: male meiosis chromosome separation; spermatogenesis; meiosis I. The record is from RefSeq and is a predicted model, not a curated record. NCBI's taxonomy places the organism in Eukaryota, Metazoa, Chordata, Actinopteri, Anabantiformes, Osphronemidae. The coding region runs from base 692 to 2386 and encodes 564 amino acids. The transcript is spliced from 15 exons.
CACUUUCAUUCUGUCCUUGGACUUGGUUGGAAGAUGCAACAGUUUUAAUAUACAUGUAACAAUAUGAACGAAAUAAAAAAGUAUGAGUUUUUCUUUCUAUCACCUACUGUAGAAAGAAUCACAAAGUGAUACUUUUAGAGGCUUUUAUUUUUUUUUUUGUCAUCUUGGUGAAGCCUUUGUUUUUUAUACUUCAACUUAAGAAUAUGAGAAGUCUAUAAACAACAUAAUUAAGGAAUACCUAAUAUAUUACUAUGUAUUAUAUAAGUAAUACUGUAUAUAAUUUUAUUCUUAAGUCAGCUAUCUAGAUCUACCUUAUAGCUAAUUUAACACGUCUGCUGUGAUCACAAAAGAAUAAAACGACACUAGAGCGUCUUUUGGGAAGAGCAGUCCAUCAUUUUAAUAAACAGUCUUGUUGUUAUAUCGGACCCCGGCACCAGCUGAGCUCACAAAAUAAAGAGAAGCUGCGUGAGACAAGCAGCUCCAGCUACUGUAGCUAGACAGCUAGCUUAGCCAUAGGCUAACUCUAGCUACAGGAGUUAUAUAGCUGUACGUUUUUAUAUAGUCACUGUAUAUUAUAGUAUACUGUAUAUAUGGUAGUUACAGUUUACUCUAUCUGUUGUCUCACUUUAAUUUGGAUUUCCUGGCAAAACCCAAGAGAAACGGAUGAACUCACUAUUAACUAGCUACUAAGAUGAACAACAGAAAGUGGCCAGCUGGAUCUUCCAGCUCUGGAAACUUGGUUUUCUGCUCCUCCUCUUUCAAGCGGCAACCAGCCAGGGUCCUGAUUGUGGAUGCGCUGCCACCCUGGUGGUCAGACACACGUGUGGUAAUCUGUGAUGCCCUGGAUAACUUCUUGUCCCUGGCCUGUGGUCUGUAUGGACCUUGUCGGAUCCCUCUGUUCAGCUUGUACGCCGUCAGCAGGCAGCAGGAAUGUUUACUGCCAUUUGUGCAGGUUCAUGGUAACUUGGCCAGGCUGCGUACCUGUGUGGAGGAGCUCCGGUCUAUUCAGGGUGAAGGCUACAUCAGAGGACCAGCAAGAGGAGGAGAGCUGCUGCUCCAGACGGUGCUGGACAGUCUGCAGCAGUUUAAACAGUACAUGAGACACACCAGUACUGGCAAUCCAUCUGGCAAUAACAUCUCUGUGGAGGUUACUGUGGUGACCAGCCAGCCAGGCCAGGCCAUUGUCCAUCAGUUGGAGAUGGGGCUCAAAGAUGCCGACCUAGCUUCCCUCAAGCGGCUCCUGGUGGUACACAUCUACAGCGCAAGAGACUGGAGUCAAGUUGGUUCCUUACCUGAAGCCACACGCACUGAGACUGAAGAAUGUCUGAUGUUGGGGACAGAGGUGGACAUGCAGCAGGUGGAAAACAAUGUGUUCUCCAUGGAGACAGUGUUGAAGGCGUGGCUUCAAGAGCAGGGAGGAGACAGAGAGCACCUCCACCUGUUGCUGCCUGACCGCUUAGAAAGUCCAGUAUGUGUGAAGUGCGACAUGCAGGAGCGCCUGAUUAGCCCUGCACUCAUCCCUCUGAGCCCUGCCCUGGGUGCGAGGACUGAGAGUGUCCAGGACUUCCUGCCUGUCUCUAGGCGCUCAGCCAGUCAGAACCCACCCCAGAGACUGAAGGCCAUCAAGUCUCUGCGUGCAGACGGAGUGUGUGAGAGCGUGAUGUACGGCCUGCCGCUGGUGCUCUGUCCCACCACCUGCUGGCAGCUGGACUGGGAUGAAAUGGAGGCCAACCACAACCUGUUCCACGCGCUCUGCCACACACUCCGGAGCCGUGACUUGUUCCUGCUGCUACAGGUGGAGCCUGUCCAGAGGUCUGCAGCUGAAGGCUCCGGUGUGUAUUCACACUACAUCCUCCAGCCGUCUCCAUCGCUCUCCCUGCUCUUGAAGCCCGUGGUUUCCAGAGAGUUGCUGCUGCCCUGCUCACUGCCUGUCUCAAAUCAGGACCCUGUACCUGAUGCCAUGCACACUAUCCAGGGUUGUCUCACUCAGCUGGAUGAGGAGUUUCUGUUCAACCCCCUCUCUGUGAGCAGUAACCUCUACCAGCACCUCAGGAGCAGAGGCCUAUUGUCACAGCCACGGUACCCAUACAGGCUGCAGCCACUAGCUGCUCACAGAGAACAGAGUCAAGCAGCAGAGGGCCCUAAAAGCACAGGCAGACAUGCUCGGCAGAACCAAGGUCGACAGCUGGGAACUAACAGCAGGGCCAGGGCCACCGUGGCUCCUUUGCCCUCUUCCUCCUCCCUCUCGUCUUCCGUGAGGCCUCCUCCCGCCAAGGCCUCCCGCCCGGCACUGAUGCUCCUGAGCAGCAGUGGAAGCCGCCGGGCCCCACCUCCUUCUCAGCUGGACAAAGACAGCAAAGAUGACGACUUCGUGGUCGCACAGUAAGGACACUGGAGGCUGAACCGGGACAAUGGGCAAGACAGGGGACAGAGAGGGAGCCCAACAUCUAGCAGCAGCUGGAUAUGCCCGUGUGUGUGUGUGUGUGUGUGUGUGUGUGUGUGUGUGUGUGUGUGUGUGUGUGUGUGUGUGUGUGUGUGUGUGUGUGUGUGUGUGCAGGCAAAGUUUUAGUCCACUGCCAUCCGUAGAUCGCUGAGGCAGCAAACUGUCAACAUGACACAUUAUAAUUUAAAAAAAGAGGAGAAUAGAUGAAAAGAAGGGAAACAGCAAAACAAUGGCAGCUUGGAACAUAAUCAGCAAGAAAUUAACAGGGAAGACAGGAAGCAGGAAGACAGGUGGGCGUUGGAGGGGACCAGAGAGACCUCAGGAGCUGAUGGAUGUGUAAAAGCACUGUUGUUACAGAAAACGCACAGCAUUCACAGCCUAACGCUGUUAAGACACCGACAUACAGCAGCCUCAGUGUACAGACGCUUAUAGACAAACACAUGCGCAUUCCUUCUCCGUUUUUUGCCCGUAAGCCCCAGACUGAACACAGCUUCAGUGUUUUAACGGGACGCAGACAGAGGGGCCUCUCUGCUCUCCAUCACCCCCACAGCACGCUCUGUCUCCGGGGGUUGAGAAGGAGCGAGAGGAGGUGGGCGAACGCUUCAGACGUGAUAGGGUUUGAUUCAGCCGCACGCACAGUAUUACAGUUCCACGCGUCCCUCCGUUCAUGUGUUCGUUGCUCAUUACACAUAGUCACUGUCUCUGUAAUCAGUUAGUUGAGCGCGAGGCUUCGUCAUCCACGCACUCACAGUCUUAAUCAGCCUCCCGCCAUUCCUCCCCCGUGUUGAACCCUGGAGCACUGGGGACGACCCGGUGGCAGAUGACUUCAUGACGCUGUGACGUCACAGGACUUCCACAAUCCCAAAUUGCAGCAACACACCGUCCUUUUGUUUGGAAAGCGAACUCCACUUGAACACUCACUCGAAGCUGCCCACGGUCAUUUUACCCACUUCCCUCUCGCCGUCCUCCCCCUCCUCUCUUACAGGCCGUUAGAGAUGCUGAGUCAACGUGUGGGAAUAUCAUCAUUUUGUUGAAACAGAACAGAAGCAGCUUCUGUGUCGGCCAAAAAGGUCAAAGGACCGAAGCCAAAGUUCCCCCCAUUGACCUCAGCGCUUUGGAACACACUCCUCGGUAAAUGUCACAGUUAGCAAAGAUUAAGCAGAUGCGAACUACACUAAUAAAAGUCAGAUUGUUUUGUGUUGGCAGAUUCGUUCUUAGCUGAAUCUGACAGCAUUAGUCAGGUUCAUGUUCAGCCGUUCAUACGUUGUUCCUGGGACUCCACCUCACAGGCGUCGUUCUUGUCGUUCUUGGCGUUGAUUUCUGUCACGCUCAGUCUGUGAAUUAGCACCAUUGCUUUGAAAGGAGGACACCUGUCUGAGGACAUCCUGCUGCACAGGCUCAAACUACCAAACUGUACUGUAAACAUACAACAAAUUCGUUCAGUUGACAUUUGUUCAGUUCAGGGAAAAUGUUUUAGAAUAAAGGUCAGUUCGUGAAAAAGCUAGUAGGAGGUGUGUUAUGAUAUAACGAAGCCAACCCACAGUCCCAUCUGCAGGACGUUCCUUCAACACACGCAUGUUAGCGUUGGAAGGUUUAAAUGUCUGUGUCUAGACUGAAUAAACAGUUUAGUUAAAGAAGGCGUAUGUGGCUGAUCGUGUCACUGGCAGACUGAGGUUUUACAUUAUAACCGCCGGCUUGCUACAUAAAUGAGUCAAUAAACGUGAUCUCAUCAUCACUAAAGUCAUAAAUACGAGCCAAAAGAACAAGUCCAAGCUGAUGAAACAGCAGCAGCGGUGAUCUUCUAUGUCUUGGUAAACACACCCACGGGGCUGCUUAUAUCACACAGUGUGAAUGUCUCCAGAGGUGCAGCAGAACACUGACCCUACACGCUAAAGCCGACGCCUUGAGAUACAGCAUGUCAGAGCGGAAGCAGAGCACAAACAAAGUUCCUCCUGGCUGUUGUGAAGGUCUAAUCUAUCACGGUUUUACUUACCUUUUCCUACAACACGGUGUUGGUUCGUUCAUUUCAUGACCAGCUAGUCCCGGAAACUGAAAAUGGCAGCAGCGAAUUCUUUUUUCUUGAACAAUACAGCAAAGUUCACCUUCAACAUUUAUAAUGUAACAAUAAUGUAAUAUUUGCAGACUUAGGAGUGAGCUCCUCGUGCGCGAGCUGCGGCCGGCGUGUGAAGUGUGAAGUCACCCGGCACGAUGGGAACGUUCAUUGUAAAGAGCGCUGCGGCUCUUACAGUGAGACCAAACCAGCGCAGCAGCAGUUAAUCAGCUCAGGUCACGUCCAGCAGCGUUAGGCCUGAGUUAAAGUGAAGGAAUAUGGGUUUAAAGGUGCAGGAUGGAGUGGUGACCGUUACAUGACAUCACCCCACUAUCGGUGCACGCAGGACACAGUCUCCAGUCGGACUUCCACUAUUUAGGUUUCGAUUCAUCCUGAGGGUGCAGCAGUGACCUCUCCCUGCACCACUUUGUCUGGCUGGGUAAACACGCCGUCCUAUCUGCUGCAUGUAUCUCAGCCGGUACGGGCCGGCCACUCUGCUGCUGCCGACCCCCUCAGAUAAGCGCGCAGGCCUUUUCGGGCUUCCUGUCCAAAACAGCGUUUGCGGGUCGCACUUCUAAAAGCGGCCUACUACGUUUUCUGUCUCGUCGGUGUCUUCAUGCGCGUCUGUAUAAUAUUAGCAUUGCGACUUCCUGCUUUGCUCUCGGCGUUCCAUUUCCUCCUCUGCUGCGCCGCGCGGAGGAGAGGAGCCGUGUCGGGACUGUCUGUCUGCCUCGCGGCCUGUGAUUCGCCACCUCUUUCCUGCCAUUGUCCUCGCUGGCUGCGGGAGCCCCGCGGUGCCGGCGUCGCGCCUCGCGCUCCGGCUGCAUGCGUGCACGCAGGCCGCGGGCGCCUCUCUCCAGCGCUGCACUAAGAACAGAACGAGGAAGUGCAUCUCCGCGAGGAGGAAGCGAGGAGGUGAAGUCAGGAGGCGACAGGAGCUGAACUUUAAGCCUAAUUACAGUAACUGACAGGUGGCUGCUCCUACGUGGAAGCGUGGAGCCUGAUUUGCUUAUUAGCAAAAAAUCAGGAGUAGACCCCAGUGAAGCCAUACACAAAUACUUUACAUAGGCAUGGACUUUACUUUUGACGUCAUGAAGCCAGAAUCGAGACUGAGAAACCGUCAUUUCCUUUCUACGCAGGGUGAAUGAAACGCGUUCAGGCUGAGACUCAAUGAUUUAGCCACACGCGGCUAAAAAUAGCAGCUGGUGGUCUGCAGGGUCACAGAGGAGAGGAAGCCGGACCGUUUCAGGCGGCCGUGACUUUGCACUGGGAUGGAGAGGAAUGACCUGCUGUGGGUGGAAGCGGCUCAUGUUUACUGGCCUUUGUCCCAACAUACUGUGCAAUAACAAACAGAGCGCUUUAAAACCCUGCCUGCACGUACUGUCGCCGAGGUUCGGUGCUUCGUAUCGUCGGACCGGCGCUGUUCUCCUUCAGUGAAUCCGACGUGGCCUUUGAAAAAGGCAGUAGACGGGACAGGAAGAGAACGGUCCCCUCGAUGGGGAAUAAACAGAGCAGAGGACAGGAAGACUGUGACGUGAGUGAGUGCAUUUGAAGACGUCAGAUGUGUCGAGAACAGAGCUGCGGCAGCAGCUGUGUGGUUGGAGACUCACACCUCCACUCGCAAAGCAGAGUGUGAGUGUGACCUUGACUUCGGACUUGACAUUUCUCCAAAGCCGGAGCGAAACGAGACAAAAGGUUGAUUUGAAACCACGAGGUCUUGUAGGAUUUUAGCACGAGGUCACCAAUUAUCAGCUCACAGGAAAAGCACUAAGGUGACUCAUCCAUAACAUGUAUAUACCGAUGCUCACACCUUGACGAGCCGCUAACUAAACCAGUCACACAGAUACACACCUUUUAAUGGAUGACUGCUGCUUGAACUCUGGUGCAGACGGCGUGAAAGGUCAACGUGGACGAGGGGAGAAACGUGAGAGCGAACGGAGAGGAGGUGACAAUAUAAAGAAGCUUUCUCAAACACAAAGUAUGAGCAGGAAGUCGGGGAAAAUGGCACUGGCCAACACUGUCACGCAUCAAAACACAAUGUAAAACACAAAACAACAGGACUUGAUCAACAUGCAAGGUUUGUGGAGUCUCAAGCAGCAUAUCUGGUACCAAACUAACACUAACACUUUUACCCCCUUCAAGGUUUUAAACUAUUAUCUGAUCCAGAUGCUGCUUCUUGUCCACACACACACACGCACAUGCACACACACACACACACACACACACACACACAUACACAAUGUGUGAAUGUUUUUGAUGUUCUAUCAAGGAAGUGGAAUGUAAAUAAGACCACACUGAAACACUUUAACCCAGAGUCUAAUGAGAAAGACAGAACCUUUUCAUUGUUUUUCUUCGCCCACUUUGUUUGACUGGCCAGUGACGGAGUUGGAAAACUCACCCCGUAGAUGUAAUCCAGUCACUGCUCGUUUCCUGUUCAGAAAGUAGUCCAGCAGCAGGUGGAGAGAGAAGGACAGAAAAACAAGAGAGGGAGGAAUAGGGAAGACGGGGGGAGAGCAGCCGCCGGGAACAGACUGUACCUGUCUGUGAGCCAGGGAGACCAGGAUCCAUCACAUCAGCUCCUCUGAUGCUAAAGUCCUUCUAUUUCACUUUUCAUCAGGCUCAGCUCAUGUUAAAAUGCACAGCGCGUCCGACACAGACCAGCCGCCACGGACAGUCGCCACGGCAACCGGACAACAGUUAAAGCGGAGAGGGGCAAAGGAAGGAAGAAAAGCAAGAAAGGACGCCUUUGUCCCGUUUGUUGAGGCUCAGCUUUAACGGUGUGAUUAAGUGGUUGGAAACAGACCGGAGCAACAAAAACAGAGCGUGGCAGAGGGAGAGGAGCGGACGAUGAGGUCAGAGCGCUUCAGCGU